UUUUUUUUGACCCGGAAACCACGGGUGCCGGAGCCUAACUGGAUCCUGUGUUUUCGCGGCGCGAGUCCAGUUACCCUCUGGUCCUCGCGUGGGCCCCGCUGAGCCGGACGCUGCCCCCGGCGCGGCGGGGAGGAUGGUGCCGAGCGGCCCCGGGCCCGCCGCGCGCCGCCGAGAGUGAGCCCAGCACGGCCGCGGGCGUCCAUCAAACAGCUGGCCCGACCGGGCUCGGGGUGCGCCGCUGCCCACCGGGGCGGGGUGAAGCUAUUCAGAAUAAUGUUUAACAUCAACCCCCUGGAGAACCUGAAGGUGUACAUCAGCAGUCGGCCUCCCCUGGUGGUCUUUAUGAUCAGUGUGAGUGCCAUGGCAAUAGCUUUCUUGACCCUGGGCUAUUUCUUCAAAAUCAAGGAGAUUAAAUCACCAGAAAUGGCAGAGGAUUGGAAUACUUUUCUGCUACGGUUUAAUGAUUUGGACUUCUGCGUAUCAGAGAAUGAAACGUUAAAGCAUCUCAUGAAUGACACUACAACUCCAGAAAGCACAAUGACCAGCGGGCAGGCCAGAGCAUCCACACAGUCCCCCCAGACCCUGGAGGAUUCAGGCCCAGUUAAUAUCUCAGUUGCAAUCACCCUAACCCUGGAUCCACUCAAACCCUUUGGAGGGUACUCUCGCAAUGUCACUCACCUGUACUCAACCAUCUUAGGGCAUCAGAUUGGACUCUCAGGCAGAGAAGCCCACGAAGAGAUAAAUAUUACUUUUACCCUGCCUACGGCUUGGAGCUCGGAUGACUGUGCACUUCAUGGUCACUGUGAGCAGGUGGUGUUCACAACCUGUAUGACCCUCACAGCCACCCCUGGUGUGUUCCCUGUCACCGUACAGCCACCACACUGUGUUCCUGACACAUACAGCAAUGCCACGCUCUGGUACAAGAUCUUCACAACUGCCAGAGAUGCCAACACAAAAUAUGCUCAAGAUUACAAUCCUUUCUGGUGUUAUAAGGGGGCCAUUGGGAAGGUCUAUCAUGCUUUAAAUCCCAAACUUACAGUUAUUGUUCCAGAUGAUGAUCGUUCAUUAAUAAAUUUGCAUCUCAUGCACACCAGUUAUUUCCUCUUCGUGAUGGUGAUAACCAUGUUUUGCUAUGCUGUUAUCAAAGGCAGACCCAGCAAAUUGCGUCAGAGCAAUCCUGAAUUUUGUCCUGAGAAGGUGGCUUUGGCUGAAGCCUAAUCCCACAGUUCCUUGUUUUCUGAGAGAGACUGAGAACCAUAAUCAAUCAUUGCCUGCUGAACCCAGCCUGGGUCUGGACACUCUGUGAAUACAUUAUCUUGCGAUGUUGGGUUAUUCCAGCCAAAGACAUUUCAAGUGCCUGUAACUGAUUUGUACAUAUUUAUAAAAAUCUAUUCGGAAAUUGGUCCAAUGAUGCACGUGCUUUGCACCGGGUGUAGCCAGAACCCUUCAGCCUCACCUGUGGACUUGUGGACCUGGAGGGAUACUUUUGUAUAGUGCUAGAGAGAAUUCAUGGAUCUUGCUGCAUUGAAGCAGGUCAUGAUGUUUUUACCAAGGCCACAGGCUCGUUUCAUUGCUGGUGGGGUUGAGGUUUGGUUUGGUUCUUGUUUCAGCCCGAUAUGUACAGAAUGUUUGAAACAGUCUGCACCUUUGAUAUGAUACUGCAUUUUCAAAGCCACCAAUCCAUUUCGUGGAUUUUAUGUGUCUGUGGCUUAAUAAUCAUAGUAACAACAAUAAUACCCUUUUCUUUAUUUUGCUUGCAAGGAAACAUACCUAUCUAAGUUUUUUUUUCUUUUUGAAGAAAAAUAAAAUAGUCACAUUUUAAUACUA
Messenger RNA from Otolemur garnettii (small-eared galago), 1827 nucleotides. RefSeq names its product transmembrane protein 248 (gene TMEM248). The record is from RefSeq and is a predicted model, not a curated record. Bases 274 to 1218 code for a protein of 314 amino acids. The transcript has 7 exons. Lineage: Eukaryota; Metazoa; Chordata; Mammalia; Primates; Galagidae.